AAGCUAUGAAGAUUCAAAGUUCAUGAGCUUGCGUUACAAUUGCGGCGGUUACAAAGUGAAGUUGUGGGGUGACUUUAUAUGGAGUUGGGACCUUUGGGGUUGGGGAAACUUGUCACUCUACUGUAACAGCUGCAAAUAGGUUGGGAACAACCAAGCUAGGUUGGGAAGGGUGGCCAACUUGGAUGGAUUGGUUGGGAAGGGACAAAUGUCAAAGUUGGGGUUCCUAUAGGGAGGGAAUCUUUGUGCUUAUGGGGUUUCCUUGGUUGGGGACUCUCUUGGGACCUCCCAUCUCAUCCCUCUCUUCCUAUCCCAACCUUUCUCUUGCUCCUUCUAAUUCCUUGUGAGAUUCUUGAAUUUUGAUUGAACUCUUGAGAUUGAGUUAAGUUCUCCUCCUACAGCUUACCCCCUAGUGCGUCGAAAGCCAUAGCGUCGCGAAUACUUCAUCAAUCAACAUGAUUCAAAUUGGGAACGGUAGCUGAGAUUAGGAGCUACAACAUAUCGAAGUUUCGCGACAUCCCAACGGCUGGUUUUUUGUCGACGUCGUUUCUUGUGAAGACGACUUUUCUGUCCAGAAUUUCGGAUUUAUAUUUUGAGUAAUUCUAGCUCCUAAGUUCACCUAGACUCCGUCCUUAAUACUAACAAGUGGUAUCAGAGCAAUAUUAAGGACAUUGAGAGGAGUCUACAGAAGUUUGAAGACCCUUCUAGACCCACCAUGGCCUGUGGGUGUGCCUAAGUGGUGUUCUAAAGGUUGGAUGUGACUUCCGCUAAGGGGAAACUCUGCCGAAAUUUCGUGGACGCUGACACUUGUGAAAAUAUCGAGGGAGCUGAGUGUGGACAGCAAAGGGGAGCUGAAAUUCGUCAUUUCUCAAGGAGGAGAUGAAUGAGAGAGGAGGAGAUGCUAAUGGAAGAGGAGCUGUAGCUGAGAAGGCAAGUGAGCCGCCGCCAUCAAAAGUUGAAGCUUUGGAUGGCUCCAACUAUGAGGAAUGGAGCGGGCGGAUGAGGAGUGCCUUCAAACGCUACAAGCUACUGAAGAUUGCUGUUGGGGAAGAGAAGAUGCCGGAAGAAGGCGAAGCACGCGAACGGUGGAUUGAGAAAAGCGCGGUGCUUUUCGACCUCAUCCUUCAAUCGGUCAACAAGGAGAUGUUCGAGCACAUCAAGGAUCUUGUGGAAGCGGAUGAUUCGGGUCCAAGGGCGUGGAAACUACUACGUGAUGUGAUUCAGCCCAACACUCUCCCAAUGGUGAUCGUGCUCGAGAAGGAACUUGCUGCCAUCUCCAUGCGACCAGGGGACGAUGUGAAGCCGGUCCUUGACAAGAUCAAGGACACCUAUGCAAGGAUGGCAGCAGCGGGCAGUAGUGUAUCUCAGCUGCAGCAGUGCACCAAGAUCAUCUCGGUGUUGGACAACUCUUGGGACAACCUCAUCCCCACCCUCAACUCUCAGCAAGAUCAAUGGACACCUGAGUGGCUAAGGCAGCAGAUUCUGCAGGAGGACUUCCGCAGACGCCAUGUGGGAGGCGGUGCUGCCACUAAGACUGCUGAGGGGUAUGGAGCUGCAGGGCGCGGCAGAGGAAGAGGGGGUUGGAGAGGCCGAGGCCGUGGGAGAAGCUUUGGCAGAGGUAGAGGCCGAGGUGACUAUAAUGAGGGGCAUGGGAGCUCCAGUGGCAGGGGGAGUACCAGAAUGGAGGGCACCUGCUGGUACUGCAAGAAGAUAGGGCAUCCUUGGUUCAAGUGCUUCAGCAGGCCGGAGGGAUGGGCACCUCCAGGCAUGAAGCCGCCCAGUGGUGAACGCGCACAAGGUGGUGCUGUGCAAGGCUCAGGUGCACAAGGUGAAGGUGCACAAGGUAAUGCCUAUCCUGGGAUGUUUCUCAUGGUUGAGGAUGUGCAUGGGCAUGAGGGUGAUGUGGGAUCUGUGGGAAAGGUUGUGAUGCACCCUCUCAUGCACUGGGUGAUUGAUUCGGGUUGCAUCAGUCACAUGACCCCACGGGCAGAUUUGCUUGAUGAGGUAAAACCCCCUGGGAAGAUCAAGUAUGUGGCAGCAGCGUCAGGUGCUUUGCUCCCUGUGAUUGGCGUUGGGAAUGCCAAGGUUAAGGGAGCUAAUGGGGAGCUUGUGGGGCUUGGGAAUGUUCUGCUAGUUGAAGGUUUGUCUGCUAACCUUCUCUCUGUGCGACGACUGCAGAAGAGCAAGGCCGAAGUGACCUUUGGACCAACCAGCUGCCGUGCUAAGCUUGGGAAGAAGGUGCUGUGGAGUCUGGAAGAGGAGACCAGCUGCAUCAAGGACCUGUGGCAGCUGCCCAUCAUCCCAUGGAAUGGGAAGACUCCAACAGCAGCAACGGCAGCAACGGCAAAGGCAACAGCAGGAGGAGAUGCAACUGCACCAACUGAUGGGGUCCUGGAAGCAGUCAAGAAAGUGCAGCAGCAGCAGACACAUGGCGAGGUGCUUGCUGGUGUGGAUGCGAGUGCGGCAUGGGCUAAGGCUUCAUCAAGGAGUGGAGAGGCCGAUUGGGAGACAUGGCAUGAGAGGCUGUGUCAUGUGAACUUCCCUAUGCUGCAGAAGUUGGUGAAGGAUGGGAGCCUGAAGGGCUUGGAGGUGAAAGGGGGAGUGAAGGAGAUUGGGAGCUGCCCUACAUGCUUGGAGACCAAGUUCUCCAAGUUCCCCUUCAACAGCACUACAGGACCAGCCAAGACCCCACUUGCACUUGUGCACAUGGAUGUGGUGGGGCCCACAAGAGCCCCUUCCCUCUCAGGCAGCCGCUAUUUCUUGACAAUUGUGGAUGACCACACUCGGGCAGUGUGGGUUUACCCUUUGAAGAGCAAGGGGGAGGUGGCAGCGGCUGUCCUUAAGGAGUGGAUGCCUAGAGCUCAGAGGGAAUGCGGAUACAAGGUGAAGGUGAUCCGCAGUGACAAUGGUGGGGAGUUCAUUGGAGCUGAUUUUGAGGGGGAGUUGAAGAGGAAGGGGAUCCAGCAUCAACUGACAGUGCCCUACAACCCGCAGCAGAAUGGCGUGGCUGAGAGAUUCAACAGGACCCUGCAGGAGGGGGCACGCACUCUCCUUGGGCGUGCAGGGCUGCCUGAUCCGUUUUGGGUGUCUGCACUGAGGCAGGUCGCCCUUGUGAAGAACAGGGUGCUGGCUACAGUUGGAGAUAAGGAGUGGAUCCCAUAUGUCAAGUGGUAUGGGAGUGCUCCAGCUGUGAACAUGCUGAGGGCAUUUGGGUGCAUGGUGGUGUUUCAUGUGCCUAAGGAGAAAAGGGGGAAGUUGGAGGCUUCUGGAAGAUGGGGUGUGCACUUGGGGAUUGCAAAGGAUCACAAGGGGUGGCUGCUAUGGGACUUGACCACCCAGAAGUUGACAGUGUCAAGGGAUGUGAAGUUUCUUGAGUCCCUGUACUAUAAGGAAUGGAAGCAGCAGCAACAGAAGCUUCCAUCUACACCACUCAUUGUGGAGGCAGAUGAGUUGCAGCAGCCUUCAAGGCAGGUGGAGGUUGCAGUGUCUGAGGAGGAGAUAUCUGGGGUGACUGAAGAAGGGGGAGCAGCUGAAGUGGAGCAGCAACAGCAACAUGAGUCUCCACCUCGAGUUCCACACCCGCCUGAGCGACCUAGGAGGGAUGUGCGCCCUCCGGUGAGGCUGACCUAUGGGGGAAGAGGCAAGCCAAAUGUGGUGCAGGCUGGGAGUGUGGUUGAGCAGAUUGAGGAAGAUGAGAUCGCUCACUGCUACUGGGCACCAAUCCCUGAGCCCAAGACUCGAGAGGAGGCCUUGAAUGGACCAAAUGGGGAGAAGUGGAAGGCGAGUGAGGAUGAGGAGUUCGGGUCCCUGAUUGAAAACGAGACAUGGGACCUGUGUGACUUGCCUCCUGGGAAGAAGGCAAUCACUUCCAAGAUGAUCUACAGGCACAAGUAUGGACCUGAAGGGGAGCUGACCCGCUACAAGUCUAGGCUUGUGGCACGGGGGUUUCAGCAGACAAAGGGGAAGGACUAUGAUGAGGUGUUUGCUCCUGUGGGGAAAGGAACAACACUGAGGGUGCUGUUGGCGAUAGCUGCACUCCUGGGAUGGAAGACACAGCAGAUAUUUUCACCAAGCGUCUGGCGGAGGCGGAUCAUUGGAAGGGCAUGAAGCUUGCUGGGAUGAGUGUGCAUUGAGUAUGCAUGCUUGAGAUGUUGCUAUGAAGAUUCAAAGUUCAUGAGCUUGCGUUACAAUUGCGGCGGUUACAAAGUGAAGUUGUGGGGUGACUUUAUAUGGAGUUGGGACCUUUGGGGUUGGGGAAACUUGUCACUCUACUGUAACAGCUGCAAAUAGGUUGGGAACAACCAAGCUAGGUUGGGAAGGGUGGCCAACUUGGAUGGAUUGGUUGGGAAGGGACAAAUGUCAAAGUUGGGGUUCCUAUAGGGAGGGAAUCUUUGUGCUUAUGGGGUUUCCUUGGUUGGGGACUCUCUUGGGACCUCCCAUCUCAUCCCUCUCUUCCUAUCCCAACCUUUCUCUUGCUCCUUCUAAUUCCUUGUGAGAUUCUUGAAUUUUGAUUGAACUCUUGAGAUUGAGUUAAGUUCUCCUCCUACAGCUUACCCCCUAGUGCGUCGAAAGCCAUAGCGUCGCGAAUACUUCAUCAAUCAACAUGAUUCAAAUUGGGAACGGUAGCUGAGAUUAGGAGCUACAACAUAUCGAAGUUUCGCGACAUCCCAACGGCUGGUUUUUUGUCGACGUCGUUUCUUGUGAAGACGACUUUUCUGUCCAGAAUUUCGGAUUUAUAUUUUGAGUAAUUCUAGCUCCUAAGUUCACCUAGACUCCGUCCUUAAUACUAACACUACGUUGCUUAAUCAAGCCUACCUUGCUGA
Molecule: messenger RNA, 4820 nt
Organism: Closterium sp. NIES-67
Lineage: Eukaryota; Viridiplantae; Streptophyta; Zygnematophyceae; Desmidiales; Closteriaceae
Source: the annotation of a GenBank genome assembly